AUGGAUUUGGAUCAGUUGGACCCGAAUCCCAGAAUUAUCGCUGCAAUGAAGAAAGCCAAACUGAAAUCCACGAAGGAGGUUUUGCACUUUUCUGGACCAGACCUGCAGUGGCUGACCCGCCUCUCGCCCGACGUGCAGCACCUGCUGAGGACCGUCCACUCGCACCUGCGGAGAGGCAGCCUCUGCACAGCAUGGGACCUGCACCGGCAGAAGGGGCGCUGCCCUGAGCAGCACCAGCACCUGAGCCUGGGCUGCCCGGUGCUGGACGGGCUGCUCUGCGGGGGCCUGCCCCUGGGCCGCAUCACUGAGCUGGCUGGCAGCAGCUUGGCAGGGAAGACCCAGCUGGUGCUGAAGCUCUGCCUGGCCGUGCAGCUCCAGCGGCAGCUGGGAGGCCUGAUGGCCAGGGCCGUGUAUGUGUGCACAGAGGAUGCGUUCCCUGACAGGCUCCUGCAGCAGCUCAUCGCGCAGAAGCGGUGUCUGCGGACAGAUGCUCCGGGCAACGUGGUGGAGAUAAACUUUGGUGACCACAUCUUCAUGAAGCACAUGACUGACGUGGGCGCGCUGCUGGAGUGCGUGUGGAGGAAGGUGCCCCUGCUGCUGUCGCAGGGGAAAGCGUGCCUGGUGGUCAUCGACUCAGUGGUGGCCCUGUUCCGCUGCGAGUUUGGGGCCCGGGCUCUGCAGGCGCUGGGGGCCACGCUGCACAGGCUGAGCUGCACCUUCCAGAGCCCUAUGCUCUGCAACCAGGUGACGGAGGCCGUGGAGGUACGUGGAACGCCUAGGGCCCCGUGGGAGCGCCUGGCUCCGGCCCUCGGCAUCACCUGGUCUGACCAGCUGCUCAUGAGGCUGGUGGCCAACUGGCAGCAGCCCGAGGGCUGCACCCUGAGGGUGGUCUUCGCCCCUCACCUGCCCCCCUCCUCCUGUUCCUACACAGUCAGCACAGAGGGCGUGCGAGGAGAAUGGCUGGGACCCAGUCCUGCUGACCAGGAAAGCCGCCUCCUCGGCCUCCCAGGUCCUGAGGUCAGCUCGGGCCCCUUGGGGCCAGCGCCUUCCUUGCCCCAGUGGCCAGGAGCACGGCCCACUGUGUGAGCCAGGAGGGAGGCCCUGCACGAGGAGCAGCUCUUGCCCGCCCCAUUCCGAAGCGGGGGUUUAGAAAGGGUCUUUUACUUUUGUGUUGUCUCUGCCACCAGCCCCUGCUGGGUCGACUGCCAGGCGUCUUGCGAGAGGUCGGCCCAUCUGCCAGGAAAACCGUCCCGGGCACAGGAGACUCCCUUAGAGGCAGGCCCUGCCCAUCCUGGGUGCUGGCGGGACCCGGCAGGAUGCCUGGCAGGGCCACACAGGCCCAGCUCCUCGCCGUGGCCAGGGCCUUGCUUCCCGUGAAAGCAGGGCCCAUGUCAGCACAGGUCCUGCCCCUCUGAUCAGCUGGUGGUGGGACGCAGGGCCCAGGGGCCACCGGGGGCUGUGGCUGCCCAGCCCAAGGGCAUGGCCUCCAUCUGGGCAGAGCCGAGUCUGUCUCCACCCCGUCUGCUCCAU
Molecule: messenger RNA, 1530 nt
Organism: Myotis lucifugus (little brown bat)
Lineage: Eukaryota; Metazoa; Chordata; Mammalia; Chiroptera; Vespertilionidae
Gene: XRCC3
Product: X-ray repair cross complementing 3
Biological process (GO): resolution of mitotic recombination intermediates; t-circle formation; double-strand break repair via synthesis-dependent strand annealing
Cellular component (GO): Rad51C-XRCC3 complex; replication fork
Molecular function (GO): ATP binding; four-way junction DNA binding; ATP-dependent DNA damage sensor activity
Source: RefSeq, a predicted model, not a curated record